This is a messenger RNA of Pleuronectes platessa (European plaice), 5915 nucleotides long. RefSeq names its product cAMP-specific 3',5'-cyclic phosphodiesterase 7B. Gene Ontology annotation, molecular function: 3',5'-cyclic-AMP phosphodiesterase activity. NCBI's taxonomy places the organism in Eukaryota, Metazoa, Chordata, Actinopteri, Pleuronectiformes, Pleuronectidae. The record is from RefSeq and is a predicted model, not a curated record. The transcript is spliced from 15 exons. Bases 923 to 2521 code for a protein of 532 amino acids.
UUUUCAAAUAAACAGGUGUCAGACACGGUCACCUUUACAUCCCGCUCCACGAGCUCCGGUCCCGCGUCACCGUGACGUGACAGCACGCCGCACGCGCCUCCUUCCGCCGCAGCCACGAUGGUUAAAUGUCCUGUUUGACGGUCGAGAGGUGUGAAGCUGUCACUUUUAAAAGGUCGGAGGAGAAUGCCAUUCAAGUUCGCAUGCUGGACCGCUUCAUUCAGUGGCUGACCCACUUCUCCACUGCAACCUGCCAGAAAACGUGACCAGUGGCAUCGAUAAUGAGAAUCAGAACCCCGUUCCCGCUGACCUGACCGUGAGACAGAGGAUGCGUCUGUGAACCCAAAGCCCCGUAAACACUUGCUCAAAUGCUCUCGGUCUGUUGUUGGUUGGGGUAGCAAGCGACACAUUAAAAGAGAGAGAGAGAGAGUGUGAGUUGGUGAGCUCAGAGCGGGGAUGGGGGGAGGAGGGGCUCUCAGACUCCACAACAACGAGAGAGAGACUGGUGAGGGGAGAGAGAAUGCGGCAGAAGGAGCGAGCAGACUGUCAGUGUACAACUCUGGGAGACGAGGAUACAGACGGAUUCACUCCUCUUCUUUUCUGGCUCUUCCCCUCUCCGUGUGUUUGGUUCCAUCGCUUCUAUCACUCUGAACACCUUUGCUCUCGAUCUCUCUCUGCCUCUCUCCCUCCAGCUGCUGAUCCCCUCUCUCCCUGCAGUCUUCAUUCCUCUGUCCUACAUCCAGACUUGCUGCUCUCUCCUCUCCCUCCUCUUUCUAACCUCUGACUGCCUGACAGUGAGCUUCCACCUCUGUCCUCUCUCUUCCUCUUCCUGUUUACAUUUCCCUCCAUUCUCCUUUUUUCUCUCUUUUAUUUUUCAAUUCAUUUGCACUUGUCCGUGAUCCAUCUGACUUUGUGUGCUGUGAGGAUGCCAGUGUUAGAGGGGCUCUGGGGCCCGGAUCUCAGGAUGCGCGACUCCGGUCUCGGCGUUGGGGUCGAUGUCGGGGUCUGUCCGGACGAAGAUUCCGGCUCGCCAGUGUGGGGUCCUCUCAGGACUCCUCCGGUCACCUGCGGGGGCCUGUCGCUGGCCCUGGAACUUCCCGCUCUCAUACGGCAGCUCAGGGCGGCCUGGAGGGCACGCAGGGGAGGCCCCCGGGGGUCAGAGAGAAGCGAGGCCAGCUCUUGGGUGGAGGCAGAUAAGGAGGAGGAGACCGAGGAGUUGAAGCAGGAUGUAGAAGACAGGAGCGCAAAUCUGAAAGCUGAUGGCAGACUGAGCACUGGUCAUGCUGGUGUGUUGCUGGCUGAGAGACGAGGCUCCUACCCUCUGAUCGACUUUCGCUGCCUGAAAAUCAGUCUCCAGCGGGGGGAGGUGGAGUCCGGCACCAGGAAGAAAGUCACGCGUCAGCUGAGCUUCCAGAGAUACUGCCACGCCUCCCGGCUGCUCAGGGGGUUGGUGCCCCCCACCCCCGGGUCCCUACACCUGCUGGACGACGACUACCUGGGACAGGCUGAGCACAUGUUGUCAAAGGUGGGCACAUGGACCUUUGACAUUUUCCUCUUCGAUCGUCUAACGAAUGGAAACAGCCUGGUGACUCUGAUGUGCCAUCUCUUCAAUGUCUACGGACUCGUUCAUCACUUCCAGCUGGACAUGGUCAAGCUGCACAGGUUUCUGGGUAUGGUGCAGGAAGACUACCACUCCCAGAAUCCCUAUCAUAACGCCGUUCAUGCUGCUGACGUCACUCAAGCCAUGUACUGCUACCUGAAGGAGCCCAGGCUGGCAGAGCAGCUGAGCCUCCAGGACGUGUUCCUGGGUCUGGUGGCAGCAGCCGCCCACGAUGUCGACCAUCCCGGAGUCAACCAGCCCUUCCUCAUCAAGACCAGACACCACCUGGCAUCUCUCUACCAGAACACGUCUGUGCUGGAGAGUCACCACUGGAGGUCGACGGUGGGCAUGCUGCGAGAGUCUGGACUGCUGUCUCACCUGCCUGCUGACAUGUCGCUGGACAUGGAGCAGCAGCUGGGCUCUCUCAUUCUGGCGACAGACAUCAGCCGGCAGAAUGAGUUCCUGUCGACCUUCAGAGAACAUCUGGACAACCAGGACCUGGACCUUCAGCUGGCGUCACACAGGCAUUUUAUGCUGCAGAUUGCUCUGAAGUGUGCAGACAUCUGUAACCCGUGUCGGGUUUGGGACCUCAGCAGACAGUGGAGUGAGAGAGUGUGUGAGGAGUUCUACAGACAGGGUGACCUGGAGAGAAAGUUUGACUUGGAAAUCAGUCCUCUGUGUAACCAGCAGGUGGACUCUGUCUCAGCCAUACAGACAGGUUUUAUCUCCUACAUCGUGGAGCCUCUGUUUGAGGAGUGGCAGCGUUUCACUGAGCCCAGCCUGCUCAGCCAGACCAUGAUGGCUCACCUGCAGAAGAACAAAGCUCACUGGAGCCGCCUGCGACACGCACAGACAACAUCAGACACACAGACGCACCCUUCUGACGACGAGCCCGAAGGAGGAGGUGGAGAGAACAUCCCUUAAUCUUCUUCCUGUUUCUCGGGGUGUUUUCCUCUUCCUUUGUCAGUGGAGCAGAGGAGUGUUUGGCAAACCUCCUUGUUUGUCCUCCAGCGUAUUUCCUCCCACUCCUGGGUGUUCAGAGUGGGAGCACAGGAUGGGAGUCUGGCCGGGAUUAGUGAGAUAUGGCUCCCUCUGCUGGUGCAGAGGAUUAUGGCACUGCAGGGGGGAAAAGACUGGGACGAAUCCACGAUUGAGGAAAAAAGGACGGAUUAUUUCGGUGAAUAAAUGCCAAUUGACAAUUUAACGUCACGCUCUGAAACCGUGUGAAAUCUGCUUCACAUUUUCCGAGACGUGGUCGUAGAAGUGAAAGGUUACGGCCGAUGACAGAAGAGGGAUCAGCAGAGACAAAUUUGCACAUUGCUGCCAGAACAAUAAAGAAAAGCCAAAAGUAUAUAUGAUUCUAACAAGUCAGCUGGACUGCUCUAUCACACGUGACAUGAAAUAUAUGGAUAUAUCGACUUUAAUGUGCUUUUUAAUCUUUAAGAUGACACAUAUUCACCUCUUUUCACUUCUCUCUUUUUGUACAGCUCACACUUCGGUUGGAUGCUCCACGUUUCACUGAAGUGCGUUUUAACUCUGAGCACUGAAUUGGUAUGUCAAGGUAUUGUAAAGUUGUAUUCUGUUUUAUCCUCACUGACACAAAGAGGCUUCAGCCGAGCCUCUCAAACUAAUCGUCACCAGGAUGUCGUCGGCCUCCGGCUGACUCACAGCUGUGGACAACACAGGCCUUUUUUUCUUUGUUAUCCAAGUGAGAGCCAUCUGUACCUACCGUGAAGUACGACCACAGCUCUUCACAUGCCAAAAUAUUCAGCCCCGUAUAAACCUUUUUACUGGGUAUGGAUAUCGUGAAACAAAACUCUCUCCUACCUUUCUAACGACUCGAUGGGUGCACUUAUUAAUCCAAUAACCUCACUUUUACGAGCCUUAACUCUUGGUCUCUCUGUGAAAAUACUGUUUUUUGAAAUCCAGGCAAAGCUUUUCUUACACGGUUAAGUCGUGAUUGCCUGUUUUUUCUUCAGCCAUACCAGCAGAUUGAAACACUGUUUGUUUCUCGUCUGAUCUCUCAGCCAGUGCUUGGGUCCGACUGGGUCUCACACUCAGUACCAAGGUGCCAACGUACUAUUCUAAUACACUCACCCACUGCUCUGUUACCUCUCUAAGGCUUUUCUACAUCACUGUCUUUUUACACUGGCAGCAGGCACUGUAUGCACUGUAUCUUGCACCAAUUGUUAACUAAUGAUACUUUUAAUUCUAACAUCUAAUUCAUUAUUAAGUAUCGAGUCAAUAAUACAGAUAAGUGUGUACUGUCGUUUAUUGUUCAAAUAUGUAAGAGUCAGUGCCUAAAAUGGCACUUAAAUGUAUAAUCUGAGUGAUGAGACUGGUCCACGUGGAGCUGAUGCAACUUGAAACAGAGUAUUUGUAAAUAUUUGUUGCUCCACUUGUAAGACGUACUGAUAUAAAACAGUAGUGUUUUGCCUCUCGGCUUGAAAUGUGUAAACGCUAGGUUUUUUCCUUGGUGGAGGCUGAGUGCACGGUGCCAGCAGAGGCCAUCACGUCUUCCCUCAGCUACGACAGAAGAAUAACCCUGAGCUUUAUGGUUCUAACCUCCCAGUUCAACACACAGUCUAUUCUACAGUCCGCUCAAAUAUUCAGAAGUGGAGAAACCAAUGAUAUAAUAAUGAAUAUAUGUGAGGUUUUUUUUUUUAAAGAGAAAAAAACAUUACACUAACUUAUAUUCACCUUUUCUGUGAGGUGUGGUGCAAUAAGGUUCAGUCACUGGCCAAGUUGUAAGAAAGAGGCCAUGUUCAUAUCUAUGUAUGGCUCUGGUUGUUUGAGUGAUGCUUACAUUCUGACUUUAGCACUCACUGAAACUCCCAGUAUAUGUAAAGCGACAGUAUACGUAAAGCCACAUGAAGUGCUGUCACUGUUUCUGAUGACUCUGCUGUAACCAGGUCACAGACACUCUCUGAGAACAUUUACUGUAAGAUACACACUCACUAUAGUUACCUACUGACCUAUUCAGCUUUCAGGGUCGAGAGCAAACCUGUGAACGGCGUGAAACGUCACUAAAUGCUACCUAAAACUGCAGUAUUUGUACUCUACGCCACUUUUACACGUCUCUGCUGUAGUGUAGACCUCUAGAUAAGCAUGGGCUGCCUUGUAUUUGAAUACCUCUCAGAUUCUGCGAUGAUACAGGGUGUCUAAGCCAUACUGGUUUUAAUAUCAAGAACAAAUAUGUACUGAAACUCUUUAUUGAGUGUUUUUAUAACAGAGGGAUUAUUAUUAAUUCUAUAUCAGAUAAGUAGCGUCUUAUUAAUAAGAAGUCUGACUGUGAUUGUCAAAAAGAGAUUCAACUGGUAUAUAUAUAUAUAUAUAUAUAUAUAAUAGUGCCAUAAUGAGAUCAGACACAAAUAACUCAGCAGAAAUAUCAACUAUGAACAUUUUUAUGCAUGUGCACUGAGAUCUUUUCCUUUUUUAUGACCUGAGUAAAGCGCCAUCAAUGUUCAGAAGUAACCACUGAGCUCAAUCAACCAAUCCUGAGGUGCUGCUCCACCCCAGGUUUAACUGUGUCAUCCACUAAUCAACGUUUAACCACAGCUCCCAGUAGGAAGUGGAAAAUAUCUUGUUUGACCUAAAUGGUUUGUCACUGUGAGACAAAGCAGCCCCUGUAGUGGCUCUCUAUCAUAUCAGUUCCUAUGUCUAUCUUCUCUGAAUGGGUUUAAUAUUCUGUUUUGUCCAUGUUGGCUUUAAGUUGCAGUUUGUGACUUUCCAUGCACAUGUUAACUACCUGAUGGACUUAAAGCAACGCUAGGCAACUUUUACUGAGCAACAGCGCCCUCUGCUGCCACACGAGAGGAUUCAUUCGGUUGGGCUCCAACCGCACAGUCCCACUCACUGCACUGAAACAAAACUUAUUGGUGGAUUUUACCCAGAUCCCCAGCUUCCUGACACAAAUACACCAAACUUUGUUUAGAAUUCUAGAUGUUUUAAAAGUUGAAAAGAUAAACUCUGGUUCGAGUAUUUUCAACUGAUCUACAGUUAAGGCAAACUUGCUGGUUAACGAUUCUGGGGAAUGUAACCGACAACCUGUUAGUUACAGAUCAUAACCCCUCACCAAAGUUACACAGAUUAAGAUUAAGACUUUUAAAGCUGCUAUUUUAAAGUAAAAAAGUUACAUAGUGUUGCUUUAAAGUCUUUGAAGGAAAAAAAAUCUGCCUAAAAAUUACUAUGGAACUUUUGAAUGAAACCUUUCAAAUUAAGCUCUGACGUCUUGACUGUAUGCGUCUGUUCUGAUAACCAACCUCUGAGCACUGUGAACUAUACAAUAAAUGUUUUCCAAUUAAUCUCACACACAUAA